Hypanus sabinus (Atlantic stingray) is the source of this 5170-nucleotide messenger RNA. RefSeq names its product eukaryotic peptide chain release factor GTP-binding subunit ERF3A. The record is from RefSeq and is a predicted model, not a curated record. Gene Ontology annotation, molecular function: translation release factor activity; GTP binding; GTPase activity. Gene Ontology annotation, cellular component: translation release factor complex. The transcript is spliced from 14 exons. The coding region runs from base 205 to 1926 and encodes 573 amino acids. Gene Ontology annotation, biological process: translation. NCBI's taxonomy places the organism in Eukaryota, Metazoa, Chordata, Chondrichthyes, Myliobatiformes, Dasyatidae.
GUACGUCAGCCCUUUCGGGAUACACACGAGGACCGAGCUGAGUUGAGGCGGCUCUCGGCUUGUUACCGGCGGAGCCAUAGCCCUGGUCUGAGGCCUCCUGCAGACGCGCGCAUCAGCAGUGUCCGAGGGAGGGGAGAAAGAGCUGACGGGAGGAGAGGAAAAGACACGUUAUCUUUAAACCCAGCAACAUUUCUCUGUACAGCCAUGGAUCCGAAAGACGUGGCGGAUUACGCCCCUGAUUCCUGGGAGCUGGCGGCCGACACGGAUGUCGAGGCCCAGAUGAACUCCUCUUUUUCUAAGCUCAACGUGAACGCCAAGCCUUUCGUUCCCAAUGUCCACGCAGCAGAAUUCGUUCCCUCGUUCCUGAGGGGCUCAGAUGAGGCCGCCGAGUCGCCAGAAGGGCCUGAUGCUAUUGAUCCCAGCAUGGAAGUUUCAGAACCUGCUGCAUUAUUAGAAAAUGGAGAUACAGAGGCAGGACCUGAAGAAUCAUGGGAACAGAAAGCAGAACCAAGUGAAGCAGAACCAGGAGGUGGUCCUGCUGGUGACGGAGGUCCACCUUUGGCUACUUCAGUGGAAAUGGAAGAGGAGGAGGAGGUACCUUCACCAAAGGUUGCAGUGGUAGAGCCAGGUGCUCCAAGGAAGGAGCAUGUGAAUGUUGUAUUUAUAGGUCAUGUAGAUGCUGGAAAAUCCACUAUUGGUGGACAAAUAAUGUAUCUUACUGGUAUGGUGGACAAGCGAACACUGGAAAAGUAUGAAAGGGAGGCCAAGGAGAAAAAUAGAGAAACAUGGUAUUUGUCCUGGGCCUUGGACACAAAUCAAGAGGAGAGGGACAAGGGGAAAACGGUUGAAGUAGGUCGUGCAUAUUUUGAGACUGAGAAAAAGCACUUCACCAUUUUAGACGCACCAGGACACAAAAGCUUUGUACCAAAUAUGAUUGGUGGAGCAUCUCAAGCUGAUCUUGCUGUCUUGGUUAUCUCAGCCAGGAAAGGUGAAUUUGAAACUGGCUUUGAGAAAGGAGGGCAAACGCGAGAACAUGCAAUGUUAGCAAAGACAGCAGGAGUAAAACAUCUGAUAGUUCUCAUCAAUAAAAUGGAUGACCCAACAGUAAGCUGGAGCCAAGAUAGAUAUGAGGAAUGCAAAGAAAAACUGGUGCCAUUUUUAAAGAAAGUUGGUUUCAAUCCGAAGAAGGACAUCUAUUUUAUGCCUUGCUCUGGACUAACUGGUGCAAACCUAAAAGAACGAGCUGAGAACUGCGCUUGGUACACUGGUUUACCAUUUAUACCGUAUCUGGACAAUUUGCCACAUUUCAAUAGGACAGCCAGUGGACCUGUGCGAGUACCAAUAGUAGAUAAAUAUAAGGACAUGGGUACUGUGGUUCUGGGCAAACUAGAAUCUGGAUUAAUUGGAAAGGGGCACCAGCUUGUUAUGAUGCCAAAUAGACACAAUGUUGAAGUUCUGGGACUUCUGUCUGAUGAUGUGGAGACUGAUUCAGCAGACCCAGGUGAAAAUCUGAAGAUACGACUGAAAGGGAUUGAAGAGGAAGAGAUCCUGCCAGGAUUCAUUCUGUGCGAUCAUGGCAACCUUUGUCACUCAGGACGUACAUUUGAUGCACAGAUAGUAAUAAUUGAGCACAAAUCCAUCAUCUGCCCAGGUUACAAUGCAGUGCUGCACAUCCAUACUUGCAUUGAAGAAGUACAAAUAGCGGCCUUACUCUGUCUGGUGGAUAAGAGAACUGGAGAGAAAAGCAAGACGCGGCCUCGCUUUGUUAAACAAGAUCAGGUUUGCAUUGCUCGCUUAAGGACAGCAGGCACUAUCUGCCUUGAGACCUUCAAAGAUUUUCCUCAGAUGGGACGUUUUACCUUGAGAGAUGAAGGUAAAACUAUUGCAAUUGGAAAGGUCCUGAAGUUGAUCCCUGAGAAGGACUGAAGAUCCACUAUCUAAUGCUGCACAAUACUGUGAUGAAAAAGGACUCAGCAACAGCCUACUUCACGCCUUCUUUUCUUGGUUCUCAUAGUUCCUCUGCCCAUCAAUACUUUCAUUUUCCCAUGUACUGCAAAUUGCUGUAAAACAUGUCCACAUUUUACGUCAGCUUUCUCAUAUUGAGAGCUCUGCUAUGCCAUUGUUAAAAGUUCCUAUUUUAAAUCCUUCUUCUGAAAUCUGCUUCCUUAGAAUUGCGGCAGUAGCUAUCUAACUGAUGUGGACAGAUUGCCUGCAAAAAUAAAAUUAAACCAAAAAAGUUUAUUUUAUUCUGGCAUCAUUCUCUUUUGUGUGCAUUCUGGCUCACCUGUGUUUUCCAACUGGAUCAGACUAUUCAACAGAUCAGUGUGAGUGUUCCUGUGUUAGAAAGGAGUCUAGAGACAAUAAAAUCGAUUUUGAAAUAUUUUUGGCACUUGAAUUAUUUUAGAACAGAUUCCUAUGAAAUGAACCCUGCAUCCGCCUGUUAGCUAGUUUUCCAGCAAGUUAUCUUUGUUUUAUUUUUUCCUUCCAUCUUGAAUAUAUUCUAUAAAUUUUGUCAUGUUAUCCACUCAGUAUGCCCUGUGUGGUAUUCAUCAGCAUUCACAAAAGCAUGAUGCAUUUUAUUGUAAAUGUUUGCUUGCUGGAAAACAAAACAUCAAUAUUUCAGCUUUUAGGGUGCAAGCGCAAUAGUUAAUUUUGAACCAAUUGCUUCUAUUUAAUUUAAGCCAUCUCUAAAAGAAUCAAAUCUUUUCUAAGCAUGUAAAGGUACAUAACAGCAAUCUGAAAUGAUGUGAAUUGUUUGGGAAAAUUUCGGGGUUAAAGAACAAAUGAUUGCUGCAUGAGCUUAUGGUGUUAUGUUUCACUUUGAACAGACAGAAUAUUAUUAGAGUAUCUAGGUUUGAUUCUUUUGACUUGAAAUAAUAUUUAAAACAACAUUAGAAUAUCUGCAGCUGCAUUUUUUUAUUUUCGUGCUUACAAGUGCAUUGCAUAAACCAGUUAACAUGUGGAUGCACAUAUAACAACAUUACCACUUUGGGUGGGAAUUCCAACACUUGCUACAACUUUCACAUCAACUGUUAAUUUUAUAUGGAGUGAAUAUUUCUUGGAUUAAUAAUUAAGAGAAAAAAUUCUGAAAUAGAACUUGUGUGGUUGGUAGACACAAUGUGAGAAAAUAUAUCCUUGUACAUAUUUGAAAACUAUGUAAUUGAGACAACUUAUUUAAUAUACUAAAUUUGCUACUGUUGUAGGGUCAAAAUGAGGAUUUCUUAAAAUAAGCCCCUUGCCUAGUUAAAUUACAGUUCUAUUUUAAAAAAGGGAUUUACGAAUGAUGAUAAUUAGCUCUAAAAUAUGAAACAGUGUGAUGAAUGGGAUGAAUUUAGGAAUGGAUACAACUAAGUGUUAUUUCAACAAAUUAAAUUCAGGCUUGGAACUUAAAGACGCACCUGAAAUCUAAAACAGCAAAUUCCCCGGGCCACUACUUAAAGGCAGCUCUGCCCUGCCAAUGAUUUGUAUGCAAUUCCCCAAAAUAAUUUAAUCUAUUCUAAUGAUUUGAAUGUUUAAGUAAUAAUAGGUUUUCUUUGUUUUAUUUCAGUUAUGCAUGGAAAUGAAAAUCUCACUUAUUUCGAUUGUUUGAAAACCUGUGGGAAUUUGCUGAUCCACGGGGGGGGGGGGGGGGGGCAAAGAAGACAGCACUAUAUUAAUAGUAAAAUUUUCUUGAGUUUCUAUAGCGGUCAUUAUUUAAUCAGUUAAUUUAAGUAUAACAAAGAUAUAAAUUGCUGCCAUAUGAAAUACCCUUGUUUUUCAUUGGAGAAAUGUUGGCUUUCCCACUCAAAGUUGUCUGUUUUGUAAUGAAAUAUUAUUGGUAAUACACAACUUGGUGUAAGUCAGCCCAGCUGUUAAAUAUGACCACAGUAUUGUAUAGUAUACAAAUUUAUUGUAUGUGUUCUUAAUCUUGCCAAAUAAAAUUUGAUUUCAUUUCCCUUGGAAUAUAGUCUCUAACUGUAAAGGUACAGCUGUUAUUUUUAUUCUCUCCCCCCCCCCCCCAUGUAAAUUAUUUUAAGACUAGCAGAGGGACAUUAUGAAGCUUUCACUGUGAAAAGGCUUUGUGUUGUGAUCCCUUCCCAAAAGGAUAUUGAUAUGCUGGUUCAUACAGGCUGCUGCUUUACCCAGGUUUUGGAAAGACACUCUGAUCUCUGGCAUAGGUUGUACAGAUCAUAGGUUGCUAAUUAAUACCUGGCAGAGCAAAACCUUUUUUCAUAAUCUGCCUUGAUCUGUUUGGCCACUCUUGUUUUGAAAGAGUUUUCUAUCCACAUUGGGUAUUGAAAUCUGCACUGGUCAAUGCAUUGUCGAAGAUAAGUGCAAUGACAAGUUUUAUUUCAGCUAGGUCUUUGGAAGGUUGGCACGUGUGUCAAAAUCAAUGCCCAUCCUGUGAUCAGAAAGUCAGCAGUCACCUGGUCUAAAUAUGUGUGAAUGAUUGUGGCUCCACCUUGUAUUUUGCUUCUGAAGUUUGGCUUGAACAAAGUCAGUGAAGCCAGAUUUUGGAAGUGAAUUAUUACUCUCAGCUGCAAUUACUUAUGUGCAUUCAGCACAAACAACGGACAUAUUUCCACUUGUCUUUUAUAUAUUUGUAUAUACUUGGCUCUCCUUUCUUAUAGUGUUUAUAGCCUUAUGGCAACUGGACUAAACAGGUAACCAGAUGACAGUUACCUUAGUGACAUUCAAGAUAUUGUUCACUAAAAUGCAUGGUAUUCAAUAUCUGUUGAAAGCUAGAAGCAGAAAGUUGUAUCAACUUGCUGAAUUUAUCCAUUUAACUCUAAGUUGCUGAAAUAACUUUUUGUCCAAGUUGUACUUAGAAUCUGCUUAGAAUGUAAUGUGUUGUAUGAUUCAUUUAAUUAAUCAAGCAAUGGAAAGGUAAAGUGAUCAUAAGACUGUUGUAAUAUGGGCAAAUUUUCAUUACAAAUAAACUGUGCAAUGGAAUAUUUUUACUUUGGUGAGUUCCUAGGGCAAUAGUCUUGUGGCCAAUGGGUGAUUUAACUGCAUCUGACUGUACAGACAAGUCUUUCAUUUGUGUUGAAAUGCUGGCUCUUCGCGGAUGAUUGCACAUUAAUCCAGCCCAAAUUUGCCUAAUUGACCUUGAUUCCCAAGAUGACGUGGUAUGUUGUGAAAUUGUACAUCACAUAGUGUGAAAUUGCAAUAAAGUUUUGUUGAAGGUGUU